UUGCACUCUCAGCUCGAUUCAGACUCGGAUCCUUCAGUGCUCAUCCAUAGCUGUUCACCAUGGCUUUGUCUAUUUCCUUGGCCUCUUCCAGGAUGUCUGGGGGAUAUGGAGGGUUUGGUGCAAGUGGUGGAGCAAGACUGGGUCUGGGGCUCGGGCGUAGCUCUGGCUUAGGUGGAGGUCUUGGGCUGGGAGGAGGACUGGGCUUUGGAGCUGGUGGAGGUCUCGGCUUUGGCCUUGCUGGUGGUGCAGGAGCUGGUGCAGUAUUGGCACUGGGUGGUGGUGGUGGUGGCGGUGGUGCACUGGUUGCCAGUCCUGCAUUCGCAAUGGGUCGUGCCGUUGCUGCAGGAGGACUCGGUGGAAGCGCCACGCUCGCUGCCGGACCAGCAUCAGGUGGUUCUGUGGCCCCGAUACUUUCCAGAGCGGCUGAGAAGCACACACUGUCUGGGCUGAAUGACCGCUUUUCCACGUACAUGGCCAAAGUACGGGUGCUACAGCAGGAGAACGCAGCUCUGGAGGCCAAGCUGUCCCAUCUGACUGGGGGGACGGAUGUGUCCCAAGAGUCAUCUGUGACUGCCACGGUGGAGUAUGAGGCCCAGCUGAGUGAAUAUCGCAGCACAUUGGAAACUCUCACUAUCGACACUGUUAAACUGGAGAUUGAGCUGGACAAUGUUCGUGGAACUGCCCAUGAACUGAAGGCUAAGCUUGACUUUGAACAAGGAGUGAAGUUUCAGCUUGAGUCUGACAUUGCUGCCAUGAAAAAGGACAUAGAAUUGGCCUCUGACCUAAGAAUUGACUUGGAUGCCGAAUACUCCAGCCUGAAAAAUGAACUGGACUUUGUCAACCAAACACAAGAGGAGGAACUGUCAUCUUUGCAAUCUAAACUGGGCACAACAACAAUGGACACUUCAGUCUCAAUGAUUGAAGUAGACACUGGGAAGUCCUUUGACAUCUCUGCAGCUCUCAACAAGAUACGAAUGGAAUAUGAGAAAUCUGUGCAGCAACACAGAGAGGAGGCUGAGGCGUAUUACAAACUCAAGAUGGAUGAGAUUCAGACGACCAAUGCCAAAAACACAGAGGCUGUGUCAUCAACUAAAGCUGAGAUCACAGCAGCCAGGAAAGAGAUGCAGACGCUGAAUUUAGAGCUCCAAGGGCUUGUAGCCGCAAACAUGACUCUGGAGCAGAGUUUAGCAGAGGCCCAGGCCCAGUCCAGUGUGGGUGUUGCUGAAUACCAGGCACAGAUCGCUAGCCUCACAUCAGCCAUAGAGGUGGCUAAAGCAGACCUCCACAAACAGAUCCUGGCCUAUCAAGAGCUGCUGGACAUCAAACUCGCCCUGGACGUUGAAAUCUCCACCUACAGAAAAUUGCUGGAAGGAGAUGACUUCAAGGUGCCUGAGUUUACAGAGUCGUCCUACACUUUUUCAGCUGGGCAAAUAAAGGUCAAAGAAAUUAUUACAGAGACAUCAGUCAUCUCCGAUGCAGAUGAUACUGAAUCCUCUUGAAUGCUGGGAUGCAUCCAGUCAAUGCAUCCUUGAUGAAUGCAGACCCCCAGCCCAAAUGUGAGGAGUCCCCUCCUUGUUUCUCCAAUAAAGCUGCAUUUUGG
Messenger RNA from Sinocyclocheilus grahami, 1600 nucleotides. Its product is annotated as thread biopolymer filament subunit gamma-like. Gene Ontology annotation, biological process: intermediate filament organization. Gene Ontology annotation, cellular component: cytoplasm; axon; plasma membrane. The coding region runs from base 60 to 1499 and encodes 479 amino acids. The transcript is spliced from 9 exons. The record is from RefSeq and is a predicted model, not a curated record. Gene Ontology annotation, molecular function: structural constituent of cytoskeleton. NCBI's taxonomy places the organism in Eukaryota, Metazoa, Chordata, Actinopteri, Cypriniformes, Cyprinidae.